Molecule: messenger RNA, 1755 nt
Organism: Lithohypha guttulata
Lineage: Eukaryota; Fungi; Ascomycota; Eurotiomycetes; Chaetothyriales; Trichomeriaceae
Gene: PUT2
Product: 1-pyrroline-5-carboxylate dehydrogenase
Exons: 1
Coding region: 1-1755 (584 amino acids)
Cellular component (GO): mitochondrial matrix
Molecular function (GO): L-glutamate gamma-semialdehyde dehydrogenase (NAD+) activity
Source: RefSeq, a predicted model, not a curated record
AUGCCUCCUACCAGCAGAAGUCUUCUCGGCUUUGCCAAAUGUCCAAGCGCGAGCUCCGCUGGACGAACAUUGACCAAGCACCACAACAUUCAACGGCCUAAUGUGUCGACCCUUGCAGCUUUCAAGGUGCCUGACAUUACCAACGAGCCUAAUAAACACUAUGCUAAAGGUUCGACAGACCGACAAGCUUUAGCAGAUGCUGUCAAGGCACUACAGCAGAGAGUCCCUCUUGAGAUUCCUCUCGUGAUAUCUGGAAAUUCCACUAAAACAGACUCAACAGCAACACAGAACAAUCCUGCCUCACAUUCAACGCCCGUCGCCAAGUACUCGAAAGCCUCGCCGGAGGAUGUGAAGACCGCUAUUGAGAGUGCUCUUGCAGCAAAAGAAGCAUGGUCGAGUCUACCUUUCGCUGAUAGGUGUGCAGUCUUCCUCAAAGCGGCAGAUCUGCUCAGCACAAAAUACAGAUAUGACAUGAUGGCGGUUACGAUGCUCGGACAAGGCAAGAAUGCAUGGCAGGCAGAGAUUGACGCUGCAGCAGAGUUGGCAGACUUUCUCAGGUUCAAUGUACGAUAUGCAGAAGAGCUAUAUGCACAACAACCACCUUACAACUCAGCUGGUGUGUGGAACAGACUAGAAUACAGGCCCUUGGAAGGCUUCGUGUAUGCAGUCUCGCCCUUCAACUUCACAGCAAUUGGUGGAAAUCUGCCAGGCGCACCCGCACUGCUGGGUAAUGUGGUACUGUGGAAGCCUAGUGACUCUGCUAUUGCUUCAAACUACCUCGUUCAUCAGAUACUGCUGGAAGCUGGCUUGCCUGAAGGUGUCAUUCAGUUCGUUCCCGGUGAUCCAGUUGAAGUCACGAAUGUGGUACUUGCUCACCCUGAAUUUGCUGCCCUGCACUACACGGGCUCAACAGCGGUGUUCAGGAAGCUUUAUGGCCAGAUAGGCCAAGGUAUCGCUGAGGGCCGGUACAAAGGUUAUCCAAGAAUAGUGGGCGAAACAGGUGGAAAGAAUUUCCAUCUUGUACACAACUCCGCAGAUCUGGAUAAUGCCGUGUAUCAGACUGUGCGGGGUGCAUUCGAGUACCAAGGUCAAAAGUGCAGUGCCUGCUCAAGACUCUACAUUCCUGCAUCACUGGCGGACAAAUUCAAAUCAAAGCUAGUGGAAGAGACAAAGAAAUUAAAGAUCGGGGCUCCUGAGGAGUUUGGCAACUUCAUUGGCCCUGUCAUCCACGAACCAAGCUUCAAGAAGCUCUCUGGCGUAAUAGAUGCAGCGAAGGAUGACAGCAACCUGACUUUGUUGACGGGUGGCAAGUAUGACAGCUCACAAGGCUGGUUCGUGCAUCCCACAAUCUACGAGACCAAAGAUCCUCAUCACAAGAACAUGAAGACGGAGUUCUUCGGCCCAAUAUUGCAUCUCUACGUCUACGAUGACUCCACAGAGUCAGCUUUUGAGGACGUUUGCAAGCUGGUUGAUACAACCGUGGAAUAUGGUCUCACUGGAGCAGUAUUUGCAAGGGAUCGAACAGCAAUUCGCUCUGCCGAAGAAGCACUACGACACUCAGCUGGCAACUUCUACGUCAAUGGUAAAUGCACAGGUGCUGUUGUCGGACAACAACCAUUCGGUGGUGCAAGGUCUUCUGGCACAAAUGACAAGGCUGGUUCCUUCGCUCUGUUGUCGAGAUUUGUGAGCAUGAGAGCAGUGAAGGAGGAUUUGCUGCCUAUCGACAAAGUGAUCUAUCCCUCAAAUGACAUCUAA